This is a messenger RNA of Chara braunii, 4066 nucleotides long. The record is from the annotation of a GenBank genome assembly. NCBI's taxonomy places the organism in Eukaryota, Viridiplantae, Streptophyta, Charophyceae, Charales, Characeae.
CUCAAUUAUUUGGGCAGUAUUUAUCACAAUGCUAUGAUGGAACGGACCAACGGGUACGUCGGAAGUUGGAUCGACCGAACUGUUUUCUGGUUACGGUGGCCGCGUCAGGUUGGUACGACCACUCAGACAACGAAGGUACAGGCCACCACGGAUCAAGGAUGAGAUGAUUGGUUGGACCAAUGCAAGGAUGAGAUGAUUGGUUGGACCAGCAUUGGUAAAGCUUACGACAAUACGGUACUAUUAUCUUAGACACGGUCACUGAACUGGCACUGGUCUGGUACAAUUGUUGGUUUGACACGGCUACAGUUCUCUGCAGUUUGAAACGAUUAUCCUUGGUGCAGUUUCUAGUUUGCCCUUGGUAUAGCAAUGGUACAGGCCGCUGCAGUUCGAUGUUAAUGCUCCGUACGACUACUGGAACAGCGACAAAACAAGUUACUACGGUUUGCUGUGUCUGUUGGAUCAGAACUGGAAUGGUUCUCUGCCGCCUGAUACUGUUAUUCCUCGGUACGGUGUGGGGUGUGGGGUUGAUGCACUUGACAAUGACUGAGGGGCCUCGGUACCUGCGGAACUGUUGUUGCGAGUGGAAGGCGAUGAAGAGCGAAUGAGCAUUUCGGUCAGGGCAUGAAGAUCCCUGUUCGCGAGUACGAGCGACAAAGCGAUGACAAGGCAGUGGGGAAUAGUCGAUGAGCUAUGGAGGAGAUUCGGACAUAGCAGAAAGGGGGGAAGCGCGCACGGCGUACACAUCGACUGCACACUUGGGCCUGGUGAGAAACAGGUACUGACCGUCUGCGCAUCGAGAUGGGAAGGAAGAAAGGUGGAUCCCUCGCGAAGGCUAUGCAGGGAACACUUGCAGGCUUAUGACAGGUGUUGGGAUGGGGAAUGACUCCCCUUCAACGUUCAUAGAGUAAGGAGAGCUCGACUGUUGUCAACCUUCGCUCCCAUCCGUUUGAGCUUGUGGGAUCCGCAGUGCAGCAACAAGCCUUCUAAAGAGCUACCGACCAGUGGAGACCGCCGAUGUCAGUCAGAGAACUGGUCUGCUCCCGAGACAGGAAAGGUGUGUGGCCUCCGCGAGCGUGAGCUGGAGCGAGGAAUAAUGAUGAUGAGUAAGAGGCAACCUUGACUAGAAGAGGUAAAUGAGAGAAGGAAAGAAGCACCAGAGCUCGUUUCAUUUCUUUCUAGUACUGAUCGUACCCAGCUUGGCUCGCGCCCUAACGCACUCGAGUUUAGAGCAGCGAACUGGGCAGCAGAACGGGCAUGACUAACGGGCAGAGGGCGCGUUAACGAGCGUAUGUGGCGCGUGAGAACAGAGGAGAGAAAGUGGGUGGAUAAGUGUUGAGCAAGAGAUACUGCCCCAGCAAUCGUGGGGGGGCUUACGAGCGUGACUGAUCAUACCAUCAUAGGAAAGGCGUGUCAAGCGUUCUCAGCCGGCGCUGGAGAUCGCUGAGAAUUAGCCGUUCGGGUGGCAGUCACCAGGGAAGCUGUAGCAGAAUGCGCAGUGAGGGAGCGUGUGGAUCGUUUGAGCAAGUGUGUGGCUGCCCAGGAUGACGUUCUGGGUAGAGCACGUGCCUUACAGGUGCACCCCCACCCUUCGAGUUCAGAUAGUGAGCAAAGAGGGAAAACACAAACAAGUACCCCUUCAGAAUCGCUUGACAACAACCAUAAUGAAUGGAUGGAAUAUGUUGGACCUGUAGUGGACGGUGAUGACGGCGUGCAUGGGGAAAGAAAGGUGAGAUCAGAAGCGAAUCUUGGGGACGCGCUUCCCUAUAUGAGUGUAAAAAACCGAGAGAAUCUCCAGUGGGUUCGAGCUGUUAAAGAAAACGAGUGUGAGGGGGAACUGGGCGGUUGCUUCCCUGAAAAGGGGAGAGAGGGGUAGUGAUUGUAGAGCAAACUCCCCAGCUAGGUCACUUCGCCAAUUGGAGUUCUUCAAGAGUAGGCUGAGAUCGAAUUUGAGGAGAGAGGGGAAACUUACUCAGGCAAAAGACUGAGAAUCUCAGGCAAAAUGCGAGUGGUGUUGUGCUUCAAAAUGGGGGACCGCGCAUGAUCAAGUGGGUAUGGGAGUGCGGACAAGGGUGUAUGAGGGGAACACUCAUAUUUUGUGAUUUGAAAUUGUGCUCCCGGCCUGCAACAACGGUCAGGUGUAUGUGGAUUAUAAUCAGGAGGUCGAUUGCCUUGUGAUCUCCCGCCGUUCACUGACAAGACAAAUGCUUUCUGCUCGUCGGCAUAUUACAUUCUGACUGUUUAUUGGCUGACCGAGUAUUGGUUGAUCCGAGGCUAAUCAAAUGCCCACUGUAAACCUGCAGAUUGAAAGUAGAAUAUUCAUUGGCUGACCAAGCAUUGAUUAUUCCUUGGUAAAUCAAAUUCACAUUGGAAAUCGGCUGAUCACGUGUUGAGUGCUCCCUCGCUAAUCAAGUAAUGAAUGAUCAUCAGUAACCAAAUACUCGCCUCUUAUUGACGAACCAGAUGUUUAAUGAGCAUGGGCAGCCGAGGCGAUGGCUGCUUGAAGACGGAUCAGGUAUAAGCACUCUCCGAUGAGACCAACUUCGUCCUGCUCACAAGCAACCUAACGCCGAACCGGAUUUGCAGCGCGAGAACAGAUACGAGCCUUUCAUCGCCAACCUGCCAGUACAAGGCUUUCUUUGUAGGUGACUCGUUCGGUGAAUCUCAUGUGAGUUGGCAGGAACAGAGGCAUCAGAUACCAAUCUAAGGUUGUUGACGGACUAUGAAUCUUUUAUUUUUUUUUCCUCUUGACAGAUGUUAACAGAUUGCAAAUCCUUUAGUAUUAGUCAUAUGAAUACUGGCAGAAUGUGAAUCUUGUUAUUUCUAUUGAGUAUUCAUGACCACCAUUAUUGAACUCAUUACUGUUCGUCUGACAAACGAGUGAGAGGUUUUCCCUGGAGAAUGAAGUCUGCAGGGAUCGUGUUGCCAGGGAUACCCCUGGGUGAUAGAUUCUCAUCUGGUCAUUCCAUCUGUGAUAUUCGUCUCUCAUAAAAGUGACCCUUCGUUCAAGUGGUGGUUUGGUCACGUCUUCUGCUGGUCGCUGCCCUAAACCUGGCGCACCUCAGCUCACCUUAUCAUCAAUUGAUCCCCCCCUAUACCUACGCGUAGAAAAGGACGCGAUAGACCACUGUGCGGCGGUGGGUGGAUAACGAGGCACAAAAAAAAUUGGACAUGGCGUGGGCGGAGGCCAUGUGCAGGGAUGGCAUCACAUUCAAUUUCCUCAAUAUGGACAUGACGCAGGCAUUGCAUGCUGUGUACUUGGAGGUGGCGAGCGCGAGACCGAAGGUGAAGCUCCCUUCAUACACCCACAUGAGGACGGCCAUGUUGGAUGUGAUCUAUCUCAAGAUCCAAAAGGAGUUGGUGUCAUCGACUGCAUGAUGGGAUACGUCCGGAUGCGUCAACUGACCACAAGAAUCGGCUAGUGAUGAACUUCUUGGCAGCCAGGGAGCAGGAGGCGGUCCUUGUGGCACCGCUGACAAUGACGGCGAGGAAGAAGAAUGCACUGGUGUCGGCGAGGUUGUGGGAGCAUGUCAUGAGGGAGAUCGGCUUGAAAUGCAUCAACGGCAUCUGCACCGACAACGCAUUGGUGAACAAGAAGGCGGUAGAGAUCCUAGAGCUGCACAAGGACAAGGAGGUGGCCAGGAUUCCUUGGGUUCCUUGCGGGGCACACUGUUGCAGUCUCCUACUGAAGGACUUGACCAACCCGUCAUGGAUCAAGGGCACUGUGAAUACCUCAAACACUGGAAACCGGGACCAGCGUCUCUUUGCCCUGUCCUGCUGCUGGAAAACGGGUCCAGUGUCCCUUAACUUGGACCCGGUUAAGGUGAAGAGGUUCCCCCCCGGUCACAAACUCCCCACAAGGUCGCUGCUUUGAUGUAGCGCCGCAAGGCAUGUUCUGAUUUGCUUUCUCAGCUUAAAAAAUACAGCUAUGGGAUGGUAGGGGGAGGGAGGAACUAGAGUACAGCAGCAGGUAUUUGGCGCCGGUUCCUAGGUGAAGAGGUUCCCCCCCUCUGUACCUCCUGCUCAGUCAAUCCCCUGGAUGCCAGGGCAAUCAAUGCUGGCAGGAAGC